Messenger RNA from Cantharellus anzutake, 1098 nucleotides. RefSeq lists its product as uncharacterized. Bases 1 to 1098 code for a protein of 365 amino acids. NCBI's taxonomy places the organism in Eukaryota, Fungi, Basidiomycota, Agaricomycetes, Cantharellales, Hydnaceae. The transcript has 2 exons. The record is from RefSeq and is a predicted model, not a curated record.
AUGACUUGUUUCCUGCAAAAUGUAUCUGUUGAUUGCAACGAACUCCGGAAUUAUCGAACGAUGUGGGGCAUCGUCUAUAGCUGUCUCCUUACUGUGUUUGCUUGCAUUUGGACAGCAGCGCACCCAAAUCUACCACAUUCCGAUGGUGAUGCCUCGGUGUUUGAAUCGCGCGUUAGCUUGAUGAUCAUUUCACUGGUUUCACCGGAGUUGACUCUGAUGAACGCAUGGGACCAAUUUGUGGCAUCUCGGAUAAUAUCAAAAAAAUGCAAGAUGGUCGAAGGGUGGACCUUGACGCAUUCAUACUUUAUUGUCAUGAAUGGUUUCUUCGACCCGUCAACACGAAGCGCUGUGGGCCUGGAUGACUUGCAGCAAUACCCCAAAAUAAUUGAGAAGACCGGGGAUACUAGAAAGGCCGCAACAGCAAGGAAGGAAAUUCUCGAUAGAAGCAAAGGCGAUGCGUUUUCCAAAAUUAUCAUUGUCCUUCAACUACUAUGGUUUAUUACUCAAUAUGUCGGACGAUGGGCAAGCCAUUUGCACAGAUCGCAACUCGAGACAAUGACGCUCGCGUAUGCGGCAUUAAGUCUCGUUCUUUAUGUGUUGUGGUGGCAUAAACCCGUUAACAUUCAAUUCCCAAUCCAUGUGACCAAAGAGUCCCCUUCUGUUCCUCCGACCUCCGAGACAAAUGUCGAUCAACCAACACCUAAAAUGGAGACUGAUGCAGAUCCGAUGUCCCUCGUGCAGGUGUCUGAGCCCAAGUUUAACGACUCCUUGUUCAUAUUCACAGCCACUGGGAUGAUCUUUGGGGGAAUCCAUUGCCUUGCAUGGUCGUUUCCCUUUCCGACACGCACGGAGAUGAUUCUAUGGCGGGUUUCAGCGAUAUAUGUCACAGUGGCUCCCGCCUUUCUAUUUUUGGCCGUGUUGGCUGAGCAUCAUAGUCAUCUUGAUGAAGCUAUUUAUGUGAUUAUAGCAGUGCUUAUUCCACUUUACGCUGCUGUGCGGGUCAUCCUCCUUGUUCUGACCUUCAGUUCUUUGCGUUCACCUCCACCUAGUCUAUACCAGACCCCAUCUUGGUCAUCAUUCCUCCCGCAUUUUGGAUAG